This is a messenger RNA of Microthlaspi erraticum, 486 nucleotides long. The record is from the annotation of a GenBank genome assembly. NCBI's taxonomy places the organism in Eukaryota, Viridiplantae, Streptophyta, Magnoliopsida, Brassicales, Brassicaceae.
AUGGCUUCUCCAAUCACCACUGUUUUAGCCCUAACCAUAAUCUUGAUCUUCCAACUCACGUCUGAAGCUCGCUCUCUCAACGAUCAGAAGCCGACUGAUGAAAUCAAAGUUGAUAUGCCACCACAGUCAGGAUCGAUUCCCGGUAUCCCUGGCUUUAUGUUUCCAUUUCCCUUUCCAUUUCCAUCACAAUCAUCGCCACCUGGAUCGAUGCCCACUUCCCCUGGCGUUAGUUUCUCGUUUUCAUCCCCUCCGGGAUCGAUUCCCGGCUUCCCUGGCUUUCCACAGUUUAGGUUCCCGUUUCCAUUACCGUCACAGUCAUCACCUCCGGGAUCGACUCCCGGCUUCCCUGGCUUUCCGCAAUUUAGGUUCCCGUUUCCAUUGCCGUCACAGUCAUCCCCUCCGGGAUCGAUUCCCGGUUUCCCUGGCUUCCCUGGUUUCCCAAACUUUAGGUUUCCUCCCCUGCCGGGUCUCACGCCGCCACAAUGA